Messenger RNA from Magallana angulata, 1835 nucleotides. RefSeq names its product arrestin domain-containing protein 2-like. Gene Ontology annotation, cellular component: cytoplasm. NCBI's taxonomy places the organism in Eukaryota, Metazoa, Mollusca, Bivalvia, Ostreida, Ostreidae. The record is from RefSeq and is a predicted model, not a curated record. The coding region runs from base 408 to 1565 and encodes 385 amino acids. Gene Ontology annotation, biological process: protein transport. The transcript is spliced from 7 exons.
AAAAAAAAAAAAAAAAAAAAAAAAAAAAAUAAGAUUUUAAAAAGUGGAUUACUGCUCUGACAUUGAUUUUUAUGCUAUUUCUUAGAAGAGUGAUGAAAAAUACCUGAUGCAAACUUCUUACUUGCAGCGGUAGUCUUAAAAUUAAUCUUCAUAAUAGAAUUGUCAGAUGUUCGAGGAAGUCUAUAAAAUAUUCUAGUUUUAUAAGUACUUGUCAUUAGUGAUGAAGACUCACUUGAAAAGUCCAGUCAAGUGUGCAUCAUACUUCUGUAUAAAAAUUCAACUUCCCUAUUUUAUUUACAUGUAUUAUUUCACGGUGGAAUAACUAAGUUUACAUGUAUAUAAAGUUGCAUAUCAAUUAAAGAAGCAUUGUGAGCAGUUAAAACAACGAAGUCAAAUUCCAAAAAGGGAUGUCCGGCAUAGCGGUGACACUAGAAUUGAAGGGUAACAAUGUGUUUCUGGCAGGAGAACGUGUACAGGGGACUUGGUUUGUUAAUGUGAAUUCUGCAGCACCGGUUAAGGUAAACUUUAUUACUACAUACCUGAUUGGGGCGACCUAUGUUGAGUGGAGGGAGACCAAUUAUUUAAGGAGAGACUUCGAAGACGAUGAGUUCAAGACCCAUGAGCUGUACACCAGACAAGUUACGUCACACCCUGUCAACGGACAUGGAAAGCAACUUGCCCCUGGGUAUUACAAGUACCCAUUUGACUACUACAUUCCAAAAGACAACAUGCAUUCCUCUUUCGAAGGGCACCAUGGGGCCACAAGAUGGUUCAUCAAAAUUGAAAUAGGAAGACCAAAGCCAUGUUCCAAUAUUGUCAAAUACAAGUGUUUCACAUAUCUGGCCAAGGUGGAUAUUGAUCUACCCUUGUACGCUAAACCAAUGACUGCGAGUCAAGAGAGGAAGAUUUCUCGUGCCUUUGGAUUCGGGAAUGCUGGGUCAGUAAAACUGACUGCCAGUAUAGACCGCUCUGGAUACUGUCCAGGAGAGUGGGCAUUGAUAACAUUGGACGUAACUAAUGGAACAACCAAAGAUCUGGACCAACCCUCGGCAGCAUUAAUGCAGAUGGUGGAAUUCAAAGGCAAUGGGGAGGAGAAUAUAACUAAAGAAUGUAUUCGGAAACUAGUGGGCACAAAAUUAAACAAGGGCCAGCAGCUGAAAUGGAACAACCGGAAGUUGACUAUAGACCCUGUACCUCCAACGUCUCUACCGAGGUCCUCCUACUGUAUCAAGUGCUUGUAUUACAUUGAGAUCAAGAUCCCCCUUCCUUGUUACAAUGAAGACAUUAAAUUAUUGUUCCCAAUCACCAUAGGAACUGUGCCUCGGAACCACAAGAAAAGACAGAAUGAAAUGUCUCCUCCCAGCAAUGAUGCAUUUAACAACCCAGAUCUUUCAAACAGCAUUACCUACAGAGAACAGGAAAAGUCCACGUCGCGUUUCGAGUACAGCAGCAACACUCUGGAAUUUCCCAACAUCUUGUAUACACCCCUGACAGCCUAUGUCGUAGAGUAUACACCCACAGCAUCUGGAACCGCACACUCCACGUCCAGUCUAAAGAAAUCCUAGAGCUUGACUUCCAGUCAAUGCAGGGAUAGAAAAUGAAAGGAAGAUCAUAUACAGAUAUACUGCAGUAUUACAUUGUAUAAUUCCUGGAAUAAAGAAUUGGAGCAGAAUGUGGUGAUGUCAUACCAAAAAGACAUUAAAAAUUGGAUCAAUUGUGAUUCAAAACUUGUUUGUUUUUUCUUUCGAAGCAAAAAUGUAUUUUGUUAUAAAGUUCAUUUAAAGGUUUAUGUCAAUAGAAAAAAAAUUCUGGUAUGAUAAAAUGUUUGCUUUUAU